AGUGUCAGGUGACUGAUGUAAACAAAAGGACGACGGAUAGUCAGUGAGUCGAACUUGAGUACCUCAACAUGAAGAAAAUUACGGCAGAAACGAGCAACGGUCCAGCUGAAAAGGAAGAACAGCGAGAGACAAAUGACGAGGAAGAUAUGGAGGAGGAAAUGGAAGAAUAUGAUGAAGAGGAGUUCUCCAAGCUAAAUGCCGAGUUAGAUGCUUUGAACACGGCCUUGGAUGCCAUUGAGGAAAAGAAUGAUUUCAUCAACGUCCGUUUGCGGCAGAUUCUGAUGGAGAACAAGUCCUUAAGAGAAGCUGAAGUAUCAGGACAGAAAUGAGUUAUACAAGAAUUUUCUGAGGUCUACAAAUGUCACUUUCAUUUCAUAAGAGAGAGUUUUUAUGUCAUAUGUAUGUUUUUUUUUUUUUUUUUUUUAAGGAAAUUAUAUAUAGAUUAUUUGACAUAUAUUGUUUUUGAGAGUGGGAUUAUAGGUGAAAUUAAUGCAUAUUUAUGUAUUCCUGUGAAUUACCAGGAACUUUUUAAUGUUGGUUUCAUUGUAUUUUCAAAAGUAUGGUAAAGGUGAAUUAGAGGCUAGAUUUUACAUCAUAGGGAAUCUUGUAAGUGCAAGUACAGAUAAUUUAUCCUCAAAAUGUUGGCCCAUAUGGAACAGUAGCAUCAUUAGAAGAUAAGAAAUAUUCCAAUAGAUUCUAGAGAACUAGUACAUGAUAAUUUGACAUUUCGAAACUGAUAACUGUAAGUAAAGCUAUUCUGGUUUGAACCAGGCUAUAGAAUUUGUUUAUUAUAAUUACAGGAGUUGGAAAACCAUUCAAAUUUUGCAGUUGUUUAUACAUGCACAAAUAUACAGAUACACUGUUUUCAGACAGAAAAAAUAUAUAGUUUGUGAUUUAUUAAGAUGUAAUUUACUGUCAAAAAUGAUAGCCAUAUAAAUGUAUAUAUAUAUAUUGUUUAACAUUCUGAAUGUGUAUUGGGCAGAUAUGUGUUGUAAUCAAAGAAUUAUGAGAAAAAAAUCUGUGAUCCUAUUUUCAAAUUGUGAUGUUAUCAUGCUAAUGACUUAUGCGCCAUUAUUAUUAUAUGGCUAUUGUUUAAAGGACACCAGAGUUAAUGUUAAAAAUGUGUAAUUAUGCAAAUACUGUACAAAUCCAUUCCAGUAGACAUUGUAUAGCUCCAUAUUCUGUGUAAAUGUUGUGUAUAUGAUUGAUGAUGUAAAGUAAUUCUAAACCAUGU
Molecule: messenger RNA, 1234 nt
Organism: Penaeus vannamei (Pacific white shrimp)
Lineage: Eukaryota; Metazoa; Arthropoda; Malacostraca; Decapoda; Penaeidae
Product: UPF0184 protein AAEL002161
Source: RefSeq, a predicted model, not a curated record